This is a messenger RNA of Oryza sativa Japonica Group (Japanese rice), 1158 nucleotides long. The record is from RefSeq and is a predicted model, not a curated record. Lineage: Eukaryota; Viridiplantae; Streptophyta; Magnoliopsida; Poales; Poaceae.
GGUCGGUCCUUCUGCCGCACCGACCAUUCGACCCCCCGUCGCCACUACAAAUCCACCACGCUCCCCUCCCGCGUGUCACCACGCCAUUACUUACUUGAUCCUUCUUCCCCUUCAUCACAGUCUAGUACUUCUUGCACCUGCAUCAUCUGCAUUGGCAGCAGUAAACUAAGGGUGCGUUCGUUCUGAGAGAUUGGGUGAGAAAUGGAUAUCGUUUUUCACGCUGCUUCCUAAACUAUUAAACGGUGUAUUUUUUAUAAAAAUCUUCUAUAGAAAAGUUACUUUAAAAAAUCAUAUUAAUUUAUUUUUAAAGUUUAAAAUAGUUAAUACUUAAUUAAUCAUACGCUAAUGACUCAUCUUAUUUUACGUAUCUUCCUAAUCUUUUCUAUCUCCUUCUCCUCGAACACAACCUUGGUAGUAACUAGUACUGAUCUGAGGAUAAGCUCCAGCCAUUCUGAAACUCUCUGCUCUGUCUGUCCGUGCAUCUUCUUCCUGCAGCUGACGACACCAUUGCAAGCUCGGUAGGAGUAGCAGUAGCUCUGUUGUUCGGUUGUUCUGCUCAAUGGCCGCUCGAGCACUGUCUGCUGCUGCCGCCGCCGCCGGUCGCCGGAUGGCCGGACAGACUGGCUUCCCUCUUCUUGCCUCCUGCAGCGCACAGGCCCAGCCGGAGGAGGAGCAGAAGGCCAUCCACGACGGCGGCGGCGCCGCCGGAGCGCAGGUGGAGGCGGCGCUGAACCGCAAGAACGUGGAGGUGCACCCGGAGGAGGAGACGGUGGAGGACGCGUGGGUGCCCGACCACGAGACCGGCGUCUUUGUCCCCGCCGACGAGGCCGCCGUCUCCGGCACCGAAAACCACGACCACUGCGGAGCGGCGGCGGCGGCGGCCGGCGGCUCGCCGUCGGUGCUUGACCAGGCGGUGUUCGUCCGCGAGGAGGACAUGGAGGACGUCGAGAGGCCGGCCGUCGACAUGGCCGCUGCCAAUCACAAGCCCAAAUGAGCAUCAACUCAGCAGUAGCAGCAAUAACCAAUAAAGCCAAAUAAUGCCUUCUGAAAUCUCAUGUACAACUAGUACUAGAAAAUUUCCAGUGAAAAUCUUGCGUCGUUGGUUGUAUGAAUCUUGUUAUCUACAGUGAUCAAUCGGAUAAUCUGUUCUUUGAUGAA